Tarenaya hassleriana is the source of this 867-nucleotide messenger RNA. RefSeq names its product putative B3 domain-containing protein At5g66980. Bases 1 to 867 code for a protein of 288 amino acids. Lineage: Eukaryota; Viridiplantae; Streptophyta; Magnoliopsida; Brassicales; Cleomaceae. Gene Ontology annotation, molecular function: DNA binding. The record is from RefSeq and is a predicted model, not a curated record. The transcript has 3 exons.
AUGGUUAAGGCUGUAGAGUUUGUCAGAGUUUACGUUCAUCCCUCUUGUUCUGACCAUUUGGUGUUGCCUCUGGAAUUUGUCAACAUGUUGGAGAAGCCUCUGCCGCAUGAAGCAACUCUGCAUGACCAAACCGGAAGGUCAUGGAUUGUUACCAUCACUACGGGGGACGAGAGAACGGUGUCGGGCCUUUGCAUGAAAGAUGGUUGGCGUGACUUCGCCGGCCAUCACGCUUUGGCGUACGGCGAUUUCCUUCUCUUCGGUUACGAUGGCGAAUCCGACUUCUCCGUGAGUGUGUUUGCCAGCGACGGAUUCAAAAAGCACUCAGGCAUCCCCACAGACUGUUUUAGCCACCCGGUUAAGGAGGAACCAGAUGUAGAACCGGAAAAUGUACCAGACACAUCUAAACCAGACCUGGGAGGAAGAAACAGUUUCGGCACUCCGGUCAUAGGUACGAGUCAGGCACAAACGGGUGAAAUGACUCCGGUUCCUGUGAUUAAAUGUGAAGAGUUUGAACUUGGAGAAGCCGAUUACAUCCUGCUGAAACCCGAGACCUGCGGGUUCACGGGUACCCAUGGGGAUACGGGUGGUAUAAGCAAGGCUUUUCUGAAAGCCCAUGGAAUACAGCUCGAGCCAAAAAUCGAGCUUUGCGAUCAAGAAGGGGAGAAAUGGCCGGUGAAGGUUUAUUCUGCGGGCAGGCACACUUCGUUCACCAGCGGGUGGUCGGAGUUCCGGAAAAGCCACAAGCUGGGGACGAGUAACUCGUGCUUAUUCGAAUUUGUUCUUGGAGUUGGAAAUAAAUGCAAGGCAGUUCACGUUCAGAUCUCUGGUGGGCGUUCUAGAUCUCAUGUGAAGUGCUCCGAUGCAUAG